Messenger RNA from Lagenorhynchus albirostris (white-beaked dolphin), 200 nucleotides. RefSeq names its product H/ACA ribonucleoprotein complex subunit 3-like. Gene Ontology annotation, cellular component: box H/ACA telomerase RNP complex; box H/ACA snoRNP complex. Gene Ontology annotation, biological process: snRNA pseudouridine synthesis; ribosome biogenesis; rRNA pseudouridine synthesis. The record is from RefSeq and is a predicted model, not a curated record. Lineage: Eukaryota; Metazoa; Chordata; Mammalia; Artiodactyla; Delphinidae. Gene Ontology annotation, molecular function: telomerase RNA binding; box H/ACA snoRNA binding.
GUGUGGUCAUGUUUCUCCAGUAUUAUCUCAAUGAGCAGGGAGACCGGAUCUAUUCGCUGAAGAAGCUUGACCCUAUGAGACAACAGACCUGCAUGGCCCAUCCUGCUCAGUUCCCAGGCGACAAAUACUCUUGACACCAUAUUACCAUCAAGGCAUGCUUUAAGGUGCUCAUGACCCAGCAAUUGCACCCCGUCCUCUGA